This is a messenger RNA of Chelonus insularis, 887 nucleotides long. RefSeq names its product eukaryotic translation initiation factor 1A (gene eIF1A). The record is from RefSeq and is a predicted model, not a curated record. The transcript has 6 exons. Gene Ontology annotation, molecular function: RNA binding; translation initiation factor activity. The coding region runs from base 298 to 741 and encodes 147 amino acids. Lineage: Eukaryota; Metazoa; Arthropoda; Insecta; Hymenoptera; Braconidae. Gene Ontology annotation, biological process: translational initiation. Gene Ontology annotation, cellular component: cytoplasm.
CAGAGAGAAGACUGUCUUCUCUCUGUCUCAGUUUUCUCUCUGCUCUGACAUAUAAAAGACUAUACUCUUUUUUACUACAUAAAAUAGUAUACUCUUUUCUUGGUUCGACUUUACAUACUUUUUGACAGAUAAAGCGGUCUGUACAAUUUGGUUAAACAGCAGAUUCGAUUUUGUUUUAUUUAUUGAAAAUCAUUUUCAUUUCUCAAUGCUUAACACAUAGAGCGUCCAACCUCGGAGUAGUCAAUUCCUGAAUAUAGUUUUGAUCAAUUUAAAUUAAUUCUAUUGCAAUAAUUAAGAAUGCCGAAAAAUAAAGGUAAAGGAGGAAAAAACCGUAGAAGAGGGAAAAAUGAAAAUGAAACAGAAAAACGGGAAUUAGUUUUUAAAGAAGAUGGACAAGAAUACGCUCAAGUCACAAAAAUGCUAGGUAAUGGAAGACUUGAAGCUAUGUGUUUUGAUGGCGUUAAACGAUUGUGUCAUAUCCGAGGGAAACUUCGUAAAAAAGUAUGGAUUAAUCAGGGUGAUAUUAUAUUGAUUGGUUUGAGAGAUUACCAAGAUGCAAAAGCCGAUGUAAUUCUUAAAUAUACCUCAGAUGAAGCUCGAAAUUUGAAAACUUACGGAGAAUUUCCAGAAACUGUUCGCAUCAACGAUACUGUCACAUUUGUCGAAGAUGGUUUAGAUGAAGAAAUUGAAUUCGGCGAUAAUUUUAGUUCUGGUGGUGAAGAUGAUGUUGACAACAUGUGAUGAGCCACCCAAUGAGGAAAUAUUUGUAAACCCAAAAAUAUAAUCAGAAAAAGUUAAGAAAGGUUUUAUUUAUCAUAAAGAUAAACCAAAAAAAGUUAAAAAAUAUUUUUUUCUUAAGUGAAAAAUAAAGUAGCGAAAAUAUCAAA